Messenger RNA from Diplodia corticola, 1251 nucleotides. RefSeq names its product lytic polysaccharide monooxygenase. The record is from RefSeq and is a predicted model, not a curated record. Lineage: Eukaryota; Fungi; Ascomycota; Dothideomycetes; Botryosphaeriales; Botryosphaeriaceae. Bases 1 to 1251 code for a protein of 416 amino acids. The transcript has a single exon.
AUGCGCCUCCACACGUUCCCUUGGGUGCUACUCGGCCUCGCCGCAUCACCACCGCCAGUCCGCGCGCACAUGUCCCUGCGCCAACCCGUCCCCUACGACGCCGAGACGCUCCGCGGCGACCGCAGCCCCCUCUCCAACAACUACCCCUGCCACACGAGCAACUUCGCCUGGACGGGCUCCGUGCCGGAGAUGGCCGUGGGCGAGAGCCAGCCGCUCGUCUUCUACCCGCAGGCGGGCGAGGACGGCAUCGCGCAGCCGGCCGUGCACGACGGCGGCACCUGCCAGCUCAGCGUCUCGCUCGACGUGCCGCCGACGGCCGAGUCGGUCUUCAAGGUCAUCAAGACCAUCGAGGGCGGCUGCCCGGGCGUCGACUUCACGCCCCACAACUUCACCUACGAGAUCCCGCCAGCCGUCCCCUCCGGCAAGGCCGUCUUCGCCUGGACCUGGUUCCCCGUGUCGAGCGGCGCGGCCGAGAUGUACAUGAACUGCGCGCCCAUCGCCGUGUCGGGCGGCGCGCAGGCGGGCGACACGGCCGCGUUCGACGCCCUGCCCGACAUGCUCGUCGCCAACUACAGCCCCGUCGACUGCGCGCGCGACGCCGCCGCGCCCCAGGCCGUCAUGAAGGCCGUCAACCCCGGCGCCGUGCUCGAGCACGGCCCCAAGCCCGCGGCGUCCGUCUUCCCCACCGCCACGCCCGUGGGGAACCAGUGUCCGACGGCCGCGGAUUCCGCUGCCGCGUCGCAGACGCUCGCUGCCUCUGCUGAUGCCGGCGGCGGCGCGUUCGUCGAGGCCUCUGCGUCCGCGUCCACAUCCGCGGCGGCGACUACCCUCCUCACGUCCACUGCCUCGGCCGCCGCCGUGCAGACGGGCGAGCCAUCCUCCGCACCCCAAGGCUCCGUGGACACGCCGGUCGCGGCGACGGCGGCGGCGGAUCCGGCUGCGGCGACUCCAGCGACUCCAGCAACGGCGGCGACGGCGGCGACGGCGUCGGCAGCGUCCGACAAGGCGUGCGACUCGGUCGAGGACGGCCAGCUCGUCUGCAACGGGACGGACCGGUUCGGCAUCUGCAACUGGGGCGCGGUGGCGGUGUGGCAGUCGGUGGCGGCCGGGACCGUGUGCGAGAACGGGACGGUCAAGGCGGUGGAUAAGAAGAAGAAGAUGGCGGUGCGAGGAGCGGAGGAGGCGAAGGCGAAGCGUCAUUUGCAUUUUCAUGGGAGGUAUUCGGCUGGGAGGCGGCAUGUCCAUGGUUGA